UUCACUAACUGCCGGCUUACACUUUCAGCUGUUUCAUAACGCACGCAGACGGAGUGUUGUCGGAAGUGACGCAGAUUGAAGUGAAGUCUCGCGAAAGUGCGGAGCGGCCAUUUUUCCUCCAUUGAUUGCUGUUUUGCUCACAGUCCAAGCAGAAAGAAAGUAACGCAGAUUAAACCGGAUUAAGAGCCCUUUAGCCCCAAAGUUGAUUCUUCGACACCGCCUGGUUUUGCCUAACACACUCAGAAUGGCGUCCGAAAGCGCCUCGCAGAGCUCUUGUUGACCGCGGACCGCGGCUGGAGGAUCAGAUGGAAAUGGUGCCCAGCGAAGAAAAGCAGCUUGUGCCCAAAGAGACUGGAAGUGCAGCGGAGGAGCCGAGAGUGCUGUGUAUAGUGCAGGACACCACCAAUGCCAAGACCGUCAAUGAGAGGCUGACGCUCAACCUGCCCGCCUCCACCACCGUCAACAAAUUCUACGAGGAUGUGGCUCACAAGGCUGGAUAUGUGAACGGCACUUUCUGCCUGGCGUGGGCCAACACUGGCAACAUGGCUCCUCUGGACCAGGCCAGUGAGAUGUCCCUGGUGUUGUCCGGUUUUGAGGCGGGGAAAAGAAAUUUCCUGCAGCUUACGGACAAGGACGGGGAGCAGCCUCAGAUCGCUUCAGAUGAAUCUGGCACAGCGGACAGCAGUGGUCAUGAAGACAGCUCUCAGGAUCGCUUCAUUGGACCCUUACCGCGGGAUGGAACUGUGGGCUGUAGCAGUGACUAUAGUAGCCCCAGUUACUCGUAUUCCUCCAUACUUAACAAAUCAGACACAGGUUAUGUUGGUUUGGUCAACCAAGCAAUGACCUGUUACCUGAACAGCCUCCUGCAGACCCUGUUCAUGACCCCUGAGUUCAGGAAUGCACUCUACAACUGGGAGUUUGAGGAGUCUGAGGAGGAUCCGGUCAACAGUAUCCCGUACCAGCUCCAGAGGCUGUUUGUGCUUCUGCAGACCAGUAAGAAGCGCGCCAUCGAGACCACAGACGUGACCCGCAGCUUUGGCUGGGACAGCAGUGAGGCCUGGCAGCAGCACGACGUCCAGGAGCUUUGCAGAGUCAUGUUUGAUGCACUAGAGCAGAAGUGGAAACAGACCGAGCAGGCUGACCUGAUCAACCAGCUUUACCAGGGCAAACUGAAGGACUAUGUGCGUUGUUUGGAGUGUGGCUAUGAGAGCUGGAGGAUUGACACAUACUUGGACAUCCCUCUGGUCAUCAGGCCCUUCGGGGCCAGCCAGGCUUUUGGCAGUGUGGAAGAAGCCCUGCAAGCCUUCAUCCAGCCUGAGACUCUCGACGGUCCCAACCAAUACUUCUGUGAGCGCUGCAAAAAGAAAUGUGACGCCCGCAAGGGCCUGAGAUUCCUCCAUUUCCCAUACCUGCUGACUCUGCAGCUGAAACGCUUCGACUUUGAUUACACAACUAUGCACCGCAUUAAACUCAAUGACCGCAUGACCUUCCCAGAGGAGCUGGACAUGAGCCCCUUCAUCGAUGUUGAGGACGAGAAAUCACCUCAGACAGAGAGCUGCACUGACAGUGGGGCGGAGAAUGAAGGAAGCUGCCACAGUGACCAGCUGAGCAAUGAUUUCUCCACGGAUGAUGCCGUGGACGAGGGCAUCUGUCUGGAUAACACCAGCAGCACAGAGCGGGUGCUCAAACCAAAGAGCUCCUUGACCUUUGAACUCUUCUCAGUCAUGGUGCAUUCUGGGAGUGCUGCAGGUGGGCACUACUACGCCUGCAUCAAGUCCUUCAGUGACAGCCAAUGGUACAGCUUCAAUGACCAGCACGUCAGCAAGAUCACGCAGGAUGACAUCCGGAAGACAUAUGGCGGAUCCUCAGGGAGCAGAGGCUAUUACUCCAGUGCCUUUGCCAGCUCUACAAAUGCAUAUAUGUUCAUGUACAGACUAAAAGACCCCUCCAGGAAUGCAAAAUUCCUGGAAGUGGAGGACUUCCCAGAACACAUAAAGAGACUGAUGCAGCGAGAGAAAGAGUCUGAAGAACAGGAGAAGAGGCAAAGAGAGAUUGAGCGCAACACAUGCAAGAUCAAGCUAUUCUGCAUGCAUCCAGUGAAAAUUAUGAUGGUGGAGAAUAAGCUAGAGGUUCACAAGGACAAAACUCUCCGAGAAGCAACAGAAAUGGCAUACAAGCUGAUGGAUCUUGAGGGAGUGGUGCCACUGGACUGCUGUCGAUUGGUCAAAUAUGAUGAGUUUCACGAAUAUCUAGAACGUUCGUAUGAAGGGGAGGAAGACAUGCCUAUGGGUCUGCUGCUCGGCGGGGUGAAAUCUUCAUACAUGUUUGACCUGCUCCUGGAGAUCCGCAGGCCUGACCAAAUGUUCCAGCCCUACAAACCUGGAGAGCCCAUUGCAGUUUUCGUGGAGAGCUCAGACUCAACGGAUCAUCAGGCCGUUUUCACUGACUCUGUUUUGUGGAAGCUCCUGGAUCGGCACGGGAACACAAUCAGACUGUCUGUCUCCUUGCCCGAGCAGUCGCCAGGCUCUUUGGCCAAUAGAACUAAUUGCCCCAAAGCUAGCGCUGACUCUGAGGACUCUUUGGAGGGGGCGAAGGGCAGCAGGAAGUCAGUGGAGGCCAUUCUUGAAGAGAGCACAGAGAAGCUGAAGAACCUUUCUUUACAACAACAGCAACAACAGCAGCAUCAGCAGCAAUCCUCCAGCACCAGUGACAGUCAGAAGAGCUCAGAACACAGCGACUUCGAGCACAUUGAGUCACCAGCACAGGAGCCGGAUGCUGCCUCGCAGUCUUCCCAGACGGAGAACUGCACACGGGCCGCCUCCGACACGGAGAACCAGUUCCCCUCUGAGGAUCGCUCUGACUCGGACGCCAAUAACGACCGCAGCACCAGCUCGGUGGACAGUGACAUCCUGAGCUCCAGCCACAGCAGCGACACGCUGUGUAACGCGGACAGCGGCCCGCUCCCGCUGGCUAACGGCCUCGACUCGCACAGCAUCACCAGCAGCCGGCGCUCCAAAGCACACGAGGGGAAGAAGGAGACGUGGGACACGGCGGAGGAGGACUCUGGCACGGACAGCGAGUACGAUGAGCACGGCAAGAGAAAAGCUGACUCCCAGUACCUGUACUUCAAAGCAGAGCCAUACUCUCAGGAGGACGGAUCUGGAGAAGGACAGAAAUGUUUACUUGUCCAUGUUGACAAGAGGAUCACACUGGCAGCAUUCAAACAGAAUCUAGAGCCAUUUGUUGGUGUCCCCUCCACUCAGUUUAAGGUCUUCCGGGUUUAUGCCAACAACCAGGAGUUUGAGAGUGUGCGGCUUAAUGAGACGCUCUCUUCUUUCUCUGAUGACAACAAGAUCACGAUUCGAUUGGGACGUGCACUGAAGAAAGGAGAAUACAGGGUGAAGGUGUACCAGCUGCUAGUCAAUGAUCCAGAGCCCUGUAAGUUCCUUUUGGACACUGUGUUCGCUAAGGGCAUGACUGUUCGACAGUCUAAGGAGGAGUUGCUGCCUCAACUCAAAGACCAGUGCAAACUGGACCUCAGUAUAGAUAGGUUUAGACUCAGGAAGAAGACCUGGAAGAACCCAGGCACAGUGUUUCUGGAUUAUCACGUCUAUGAGGAGGACAUCAACAUCUCCAGCAACUGGGAGGUGUUCCUAGAAGUCCUUGAAGAAUCAGAGCGGAUGAAGUCCAUGUCCCAGUUGGCGGUUCUGACCCGUCGCUGGUGCCCAGCCCAGAUGAAGCUGGAGGCCUUCCGGGAGGUGGUGCUGGAGAGCAGCAGUGUAGAGGAGCUCAAGGAGAAGCUCAGUGAAUUGAGUGGAAUUCCUCUUGAAAAUUUGGAGUUUGCCAAGGGACGAGGAACUUUUCCUUGUGACAUUUCAGUGUUGGAGAUCCAUCAGGAUUUAGAUUGGAAUCCUAAAGUCUCCACCCUCAAUGUCUGGCCACUCUACAUCUGUGAUGAUGGUGCCGUGAUCUUCUACAGGGACAGCACCGAGGAGCUCAUGCAGCUGUCUGAGGAGGAGCGCAAUGAACUGAUGAAGAAGGAGAGCAGCCGCCUUCUGAAGAUGGGCCACCGGGUCAGCUACUCCCCCCGCAAAGAAAAGGCCCUCAAAAUUUACUUAGACGGAGGGCCCACCAAAGACCCUGGGCAGGACUGAGACGGGGAGGAAACUAUCCUUCCCUAUUUUCUAUCUGGCCUGCCCGCUGCAGUGUAGCGCUGCCUCGCCAGCGACCCUGGCGUUUGGGCCCCACGUUGAAUCAACGUCACCAGUGCUGUCCAGCUGACGCUCUCUUCUUUGAGCUCCAGAACGCAUAGCGUGGCUCCGAGUACAAUUGUGCACCAUAGUUUAUUGUACUGUAAAGUUUAAAGGGAAGUGCAAAAGCCAUUUCAAGUUCAAAAUCAUUCAGAUAAAUCAAUUUAAUAAUACAGAGAUGGGUGCACUCGUUAGAGGAAAGGGGGCAGUUUGGGAGAUAUUUUAUCGCCCUCUUCAUUUCUUUCAUCAGUUUGCACUCUCAGUGCACCAUCUCCAUUGAUUUUCACCCCGUCGUUCUGCAUUUGCUGUUUGUCCAUCACUCACUCUCUGAUUUUGAGAUGCGAUCAAAUUCUCACGUUCUCAACGUCCAUCAUCCCGAGUCUUUUCAGCACUCGAGCACAGCGCCUAACGUAUCCAGCCCCGCAUCUUCCAUUGCAUAGAGCUCUUCAAUCAACUCCAGUCAUAGUGACACUUUCACUUGAAAUUUUGGGUAUGAUGCUCUCACUUGAAUAUUGGGAUAUCUCUCCUUUUGUUUAUUUAACACAUAGUUGUGAAAUUAAAUGCUUAUUUUCUGGCUGAAGAGGUUCUAUUCUUGCAAUUCAUGCUUCCUUUUGUGUGUGGGUGUUGCCCACUGACUGCUGAAGCUCCACCCACUUUAUAGGGAGCUCCGCCCCCUCUCACUACACUUCCUACUGGGGCUUUUGACACUGGUACAUAUGAAUUUGCAAGGCUUUAAGAGUAGGGCGAUAUGAAUCAAGUAGUGUGCUUUGUUCACCCGAUUCAUUUUUUUGUUGUUUUUUUCUUGUAAAUUAUUUCACUACAGACUGAUGACGAUGUUAGGUCUUGUGAGUGACUUUUAAUGGCCCGCGUUUUAAUUUUUUUGAUCUGUACUCGGCGUUUCUUUUUUCCAUUUAGACAUGUCUUGUGUUUCUUUUUCAUUUUUUGUUUUUAUUUCUGCACAAUGUGAACAGAGCCUCUUGGUUCAGAUGUGGUGUGUGUGGAAAUGCUUCUCUGCUGUUUUCGCGUAGUUGGAAAGCAGAGGGUGCAGACGCCCCACUGAAUGAGCGCCAGUGUCAGGGCUCGACUGAACCACUGCAGGUUUCUGGGCUUCUAAUGCUGCCACAAGCUGUUCACAGUAGUCUUGCCAAUACUGAAAUAAAAAGCAACAAUCA
Sinocyclocheilus grahami is the source of this 5422-nucleotide messenger RNA. Its product is annotated as ubiquitin carboxyl-terminal hydrolase 47-like. Gene Ontology annotation, molecular function: cysteine-type deubiquitinase activity. Gene Ontology annotation, biological process: protein deubiquitination. The coding region runs from base 306 to 4154 and encodes 1282 amino acids. The record is from RefSeq and is a predicted model, not a curated record. The transcript has 27 exons. Gene Ontology annotation, cellular component: cytosol; nucleus. NCBI's taxonomy places the organism in Eukaryota, Metazoa, Chordata, Actinopteri, Cypriniformes, Cyprinidae.